AUGUCCUUCUACGUAUAUACAUGUAUAUUGUCAAUGAUAAUUUUUGUACUGCCAUGGUAUACCAUUUAUGGGUAUGUUUAUUGUCUCUAUGCAUCAGAUGAGAUCAGGACAGGACCCUAUCGUCAACUUUUCCACCCCGAACAACUGAUUACGGGCAAAGAGGACGCCGCAAACAACUACGGUCGAGGUCACUACACCAUCGGCCGGGAGCUAAUAGAGCUGACACUGAACCGCAUUCGCAAGAUGGUUGAACGUUGUUCCGGUCUGCAGGGCUUUGUGACCUACCACUCCUUCGGCGGCGGCACCGGCGCCGGCUUCACCUCCCUCCUGCUGGAGCGA
Messenger RNA from Dibothriocephalus latus, 339 nucleotides. Lineage: Eukaryota; Metazoa; Platyhelminthes; Cestoda; Diphyllobothriidea; Diphyllobothriidae. The record is from the annotation of a GenBank genome assembly.